GGCGGGACCGAGCUGGGCUGGGGCGGGGGGCGAGGCGCUUUGGGGGGCUCGGCUCGGCUCGGCGGGAGGCGCGUGAGGUGAGGUGAGGAAGGCCCGGCGGCCGCUGCCUGCAGAGAACGCCAUGGCAGCCCACAAGGAGAAAAAAUCUGAAGAACGAAACCACAAAAACAUCCAAAAUGAUACUCAAGCUUCUCAAGUCCAGUGGGGAAGAGCAUGGGAGGUAGACUGGUUUUCCUUGGCAAGCAUCCUUUUCCUGCUCAUGUUCGCACCACUUAUUGUGUAUUAUUUCAUAAUGUCCUGUGACCAGUACAAGUGCUCUCUGACUGAUCCGCUCAUUGACUUGCUCAUGAGGAAUAAACAUCUGUCUGACAUCUGGAACAAGACUCCUACACUGACCUAUACAGCUGCUGGCAUCUAUAUUAUUUGGGUUGCCUUCCAGGUGAUUUUGUAUGUGUUUGUUCCUGACUUCUGCCACAAGUUUCUUCCUGGAUAUGUAGGAGGUAUACAAGAAGGUGCUGUCACUCCUGCUGGUGUAGUAAAUAAGUAUGAAAUCAAUGGACUCCAGGCUUGGAUCAUAACCCAUGUACUUUGGUUUGCAAAUGCCUAUUACUUCCACUGGUUCUCGCCUACCAUCAUUUUUGACAAUUGGAUUCCUCUCCUCUGGUGUGCCAAUAUCCUGGGAUAUGUAGUUUCCACAUUUGCAAUGAUAAAAGGCUACUUUUUCCCUACUAAUGCCAAAGACUGCAAAUUCACUGGCAACUUCUUUUACGACUACAUGAUGGGGAUUGAAUUUAACCCUCGAAUAGGAAAGUGGUUUGAUUUCAAGCUGUUCUUCAAUGGGCGCCCUGGUAUUGUAGCCUGGACUCUGAUUAACCUUUCCUAUGCUGCUAAACAACAGGAGCUGUAUGGUCAAGUAACCAACUCCAUGAUCCUCGUCAAUGUCCUGCAGGGUAUUUAUGUUUUGGACUUCUUCUGGAAUGAAGCCUGGUAUUUGAAAACGAUUGAUAUCUGCCAUGAUCAUUUUGGAUGGUACUUGGGCUGGGGAGACUGUGUUUGGUUGCCUUACCUCUACACUCUGCAGGGUUUAUAUUUGGUUUACCACCCUGUGCAGCUGAGCACAGCCAGUGCCAUAGGGGUCUUGAUGUUGGGCUUGGUAGGCUAUUAUAUCUUCAGAAUGACGAACCACCAGAAAGACCUCUUCCGGCGUACAAACGGCAACUGCAGGAUAUGGGGGAAGAAGCCAGAAUACAUUGAGUGCUCUUACAUGUCUGUGGAUGGGACCAAGUACUACAGCAAGCUGAUGACCUCAGGAUUUUGGGGCUGGGCACGCCAUUUUAACUACACAGGAGAUUUGAUGGGCUCCCUGGCCUACUGCCUGACUUGUGGGUUUGAACACAUCUUGCCUUAUUUCUACAUCAUUUAUAUGACUAUUCUGUUGACUCACCGUUGCAUUAGGGAUGAACACCGUUGUUUCAGCAAAUACGGGAAGGACUGGAAGCGCUACACUGCUGCAGUGCCUUACCGGCUUAUACCAGCAGUAUUUUAAGGCUAACACAGAAUCCGGGGAAACAAAAAUUUUUGAGACAAAAAGAGUUGAUCCAUACAGUUAAACUAACAAAAAAUAUUUUGGGAAGGACACUUAAUAAUGCUUGGGAAAAGAAAAGGUGUCUGGAGAAUAAUCCUGGAUGUAAUGAAGGAACAUGCUUCUAGUAAGCAGGCAGACUGUUUAAAGUAAAUGAAAUAAGGCACUGAAAUGGCCUUUUUAGAUAUAUUUGUAUUUAAAAAAAAAAAAAGAAAAAGAAAAGACUGUUUCACCUGGAACUGUUUUUUUUUUUUCUUUAAAUUAACUUGGACUUGAAGAAAAGUUACAUGCACUGAAUGCAUUCCUGAAAUCUCUCCAAUACUGGGAGGAAGUCUUACCCUUCAGAGCACCAAGGUUUUUGGAACCAGCUGCCAGUGAAUUAGGAGAGUAGGAAAAUAACUGUGUGUUCAGUUUAUGAAAGAAACUUUAUGACGUGGUUGCUUGUGACACUCAUAACCUACGAUUAGUAAUUCCCUGAGGCAGGCUUUAUUGCUCAUUGAUUUUGAAGAGUUGAACCUGGGAAAUACUGAGGCUUAUCCUAAGCUAGUGUUUUGGAAGACUGGUGUAAUCUGAUUCACAAAUAUUUGUGAAAGCUGGUAUAAAUUGGUAUAGCUACGUUAAUUACAGUAGACUAAUUGCAUUAGUCUACAGCACCAGACAAACAUGGUCCAUGACCAAUUGGGUAUUGUCUUGAUACAGAAACCAAACUUUCUUGAUGAAGAUGCUAAUCAUACAUUGACUUCUUUAGUGUGGGUAGAAAACCUUUUCUGUCACUUUUGCCUAAAAUAACAUUUGUAAUAGUUUAAGAAAUAAAUGAGUGGUUUGAAUUAAAAAAAAAAAAAA
Messenger RNA from Cygnus olor (mute swan), 2425 nucleotides. RefSeq names its product 7-dehydrocholesterol reductase (gene DHCR7). Gene Ontology annotation, cellular component: endoplasmic reticulum membrane. The transcript has 8 exons. Gene Ontology annotation, molecular function: 7-dehydrocholesterol reductase activity. Bases 122 to 1546 code for a protein of 474 amino acids. Gene Ontology annotation, biological process: brassinosteroid biosynthetic process; cholesterol biosynthetic process. The record is from RefSeq and is a predicted model, not a curated record. NCBI's taxonomy places the organism in Eukaryota, Metazoa, Chordata, Aves, Anseriformes, Anatidae.